AUGCAGAAAUCAGUGUCCAAUUGUAUUUCUGCCUUUUCACAUAUUCCUGAAACAUUAUUUGUGAUUUCACUAUUAAAACGGACCACUGACGGACCAAAAAAGAUUGAACGCCUCCCCAAAGAAAUUGGAAGGGUUAACGAAGAACUAUUUUUUGAAAGAACAGCAAUAAAUUUGCUAUUUCUGAAACAGCAAAUUUUAACACAACGUUUAGAAAAGCGAUGUGACCAUAGAAAACGGACAAUUGACGGACCAAAAACGGUUGAACGGCUGCCCAAAAACGUGGAUAAAAGAAUGAAGAAAAAAAAUAAGGAGGGGGGAGGGGAGGGUGAAUUAGAAGGAUUAAGGCAGGACUUUGGGUUUUCCGCUACUGUCAUUUCUGACAUUCAAAGAAAAAGGACCAUGGAGUUACCAAAAACAGUUGACCAAGAAUGUUUUCAAGAUUACCGAUAA
This is a messenger RNA of Caenorhabditis briggsae, 450 nucleotides long. NCBI's taxonomy places the organism in Eukaryota, Metazoa, Nematoda, Chromadorea, Rhabditida, Rhabditidae. Bases 1 to 450 code for a protein of 149 amino acids. The transcript has 2 exons. The record is from RefSeq and is a predicted model, not a curated record.